GUUGCAAUAUGCUGUUGCAAUAAAAGGUAAUGUAUUACUUAUCCCAAAACUUCAACUUUCUUUACACCAUAAAUGUUCCAUUUGCUUGCAGAACAACAGGAAGGGUAGGAUAAAAUUCUAAUCUGCCAGUGGGAGUUCAAGAACCAAUUCUUCCAGUGGAUUGUGAUCCGGUCUCAGUUAAUAAGCGGAAUCCUGAGGGUAUUACAAGAGAACAGAAGCUAAGCUAGCGAGACUAUAUGGUUUCCGCAAUCCCCAUAAGCGUCAAGAGGAUAUGGGAUGAAUGGAACCUCCGGGGUUCUAUUAUCUUAAGCCUCUCACUGCAGACCUUUUUAAUUCUUUUUGCACCCUUCAGGAAGCGAACAGAGAAUAUGUCGGUAAUCUUGCUCAUCUGGUCUGCCUACCUGCUGGCUGACUGGGUUGCCAACUUUGCAGUUGGACUUAUCUCCAGCAGCCAAGGCGAAAGUCCGAAUCCAGACGGUAAUCAUGAUGCCCUUUUGGCGUUUUGGGCUCCCUUUCUCUUGUUGCACCUUGGGGGUCCAGACACCAUAACUGCAUUUGCUCUAGAGGAUAAUGCAUUGUGGCUAAGGCACUUGCUUGGCCUUAUAUUCCAAGUUGUUGCUGCGCUUUAUGUCUUCAUUCAAACACUUCCCAAAAAUAAGCUGUGGCUUCCAACUUUGCUUUUGUUUCUUGCCGGAGUGAUCAAAUAUGCUGAGAGGACACGGGCUUUGUUCCUUGCAAGCUUGGAUAAUUUCAAAGAAUCCAUGCUUAAAGAACCUGAUCCUGGGCCCAACUAUGCGAAGCUCAUGGCGGAAUACUCUUCAAAGAAAGACUCCAAACUCCCAACUCGCAUAGAGAUGACUCCAGAACCUGACAGAAAAAUUAGGAAUGUACCUUCACCAGAUGAACGACUAGACAAUGUUUUAGUAGUGCAGAAUGCGUAUCGCUUCUUUAAAAUAUUCAAGGGUCUUAUUGUGGAUCUAAUAUUCAGCUUCCGUGAACGCGAUGAGAGCCGAUUCUUUUUCUACCAAAGAACAUCAGAAGAGGCUUUCAGUUUAAUAUCAGUUGAGCUCAACUUCAUCUAUGAAGUUCUCUAUACCAAGGUUGUUGUAGUGCAUUCGAGGGUGGGAUAUGUCUUCCGGUUCUUAUCUUUCAGUGCUGUUUUGGUAGCCCUUUUGCUCUUCAAUUCAUUUGAGAAACGUAUUAAGCUCCAUCACAUAGAUGUUGGCAUUACUUACAUGUUGCUCCUUGGUGCCAUAGGCUUGGAUACCAUAGCUUUCUUCAAGCUCAUUUUCUCAGAUUGGACUGUUAUUUCUCUGAAAGAGAAGAAGAAAAAAUCUUGGAUUUACGGUAUCUUUGAGAGAUACCUCAAGUUAAAGAGGCCAAGUUGUUUUACAAGUUCACCAUAUUGUUUGGAUUGGGCUAGAAGGAUCUUUUUCCGAAGAUGGUCAGAAUCUGUUUCCUCAUUCAACUUGAUAGAUUAUUGCCUGAAAGAACGCCCCAAAUUGAAUAAGGUCAUUGAUUGUGGGGACACUGUUUGGUUGAAAGUGAUUGAUACAUUUGGCCUGAGGGAUUUUCGAGAUAAGAUGAAAUACGUGUCCAGCAAGCCACUUGACAAGAAGCUAUGGGAAUUCAUUUUUGAGGAGCUAAAAAAGAAAUCCAAGGUUGCAAAUGAUCCUGAAACUGCCAAGAGAAUAUGUUCAGCUAGAGGCUAUUGGGUUCUCCAGGAUAUCCCAUGGAACAGUGACAGCACCACUCUAAUGCCUUAUGUUAGUGAUGUUGAUUACGAUCAGAGCCUUCUGCUGUGGCACAUUGCCACUGAAAUCUGUUAUAAUAAUGACAAUGCUAAAGGGCGUAAGGAUGACAAUAUUAAGUUUAGUAAGACCCUGUCUGAUUACAUGCUAUAUCUUUUAGUAAUGCAACCUACUAUGAUGUCUUCAAUAGCAGGAAUUGGUCAAAUACGAUUUCGGGAUACUUGUGCUGAGGCCAAAAGAUUCUUUAGCAGAUCGGAACUAAAACAAAGAGAAGAACAGAGUGAGGCCUGUAAGAGAAUCCAUGAGGUAAAUACGGAUGUUAGACCUGUGGCUGUGAAGGGCGACCGUAGCAAAUCUGUACUGUUUGAUGCAAGCAUAUUGGCCAAGGAACUAGAUAAUAAGUUUAAAGGAAAGAAAUGGGAGCUUAUGAGUGCAGUGUGGGUGGAAUUAUUGUCAUAUGCUGCCAAUCACUGCAGGGCAAAUACCCAUGCUCAAUUGCUAAGCAAAGGUGGAGAGCUUGUAACUUUUGUUUGGUUAUCGAUGGCUCAUUUUGGCAUCGGGGAGCAGUUCCAAAUCAGUAAGGGUCAUGCAAGAGCAGAACUGAUUGUGGGCAAAUGAAAUAAAUUUUUCCUCGUUUGUUCAAUGCAGUACACUUUAUUUUCCCUCUUUUUUGUUUCUCUGGAAUCAAAAAUUUGCUGUAAAACCUAAUUCAAUGGGAAUACCCAUGAUUUGUGUUGGAACCGAACUUCUUGUAAUUCUGGUGCUUUGCUGAUAUGCAGAGAAAAAGCAUAUAACUAUUUAUUAUAAUGAAAUGU
Molecule: messenger RNA, 2566 nt
Organism: Ziziphus jujuba (common jujube)
Lineage: Eukaryota; Viridiplantae; Streptophyta; Magnoliopsida; Rosales; Rhamnaceae
Exons: 2
Coding region: 237-2369 (710 amino acids)
Source: RefSeq, a predicted model, not a curated record